AUGGCUUGUAUCACAAUAUUCUCCAUUAAUGGCUUGACGAAGCCUACCUUAUUACAGGACCCUUACGACGACACACUCGAUUUGAACCCGUGUGAUGACUGGUCUACAUCAAAUGACCCGAAAGAACGACGGAGGCGACAAAAUCGGCUGAACCAGAGAGCAUAUCGAAAGCGAAAGCAAUUACGAGAGCAUGGCAAGUAUGGUAGCCAGAACCAUUACUGGCCUGACGCCAUAGAAGAGCAGCCCGUAAUCGCAUCCCGCCCACCAAACCCCCCCUCUCAAAGCUCGAUAAAGCAACCCGCCUGGCGUCUUCGCAAGGACGAAGCGCUCAUAUUUCUUGAGAAUUUCAGCAAAUCCGCCUACCAAAGCUACAUCUUGAAUACCCCGAGCACAGACCACCUCAUAACGCUCCGUAAAGUGAACGUGUUCCGCGCGUUUGUUCAUAAUUUAUCGGUCCUAGGGAUAGCCGCAGAAAGAGGAUGCAUGCCAUAUGAUUCUAUAUCGCAAUUCAAUACAGAUGGGGCGAGUAAAAUCGACCACACGAAGCUGCCAGUUGGUCUACAACCGACUCAGGUACAGCGCAAGAUCCUACACCACCCAUGGCUGGACUUUUUCCCAUUCCCCGGCAUGCGAGACAAUCUCAUAAGCGCGGGUGAUUUCGAUGAAGACCAGCUAUGCGCUGAUAUCAUGGGAUUUUGGGACUUAUCGGAUGAGAGCUGUGGUCUCUUCGUAUGGGGGGAGCCCUCGGAUCCUAAAAGCUGGGAAGUUAGCGAGGCUUUUGUCAAGAAAUGGCCAUGGGCGUUCAGAAAUAACUUUUCCCGAUCCGGGCGUCCCAGUUGGGACACGAUCUUUGCCCUCGGGCAGUUCGGCACGCAAAAUAUCACAAACUUGGUCCUAGAUUCGGUCAGCAAGCAUGCUCCUCAAGUCAAGCGUGUUGUCAUCACUUCCUCAUUUGCCGCCAUGAUGGACAUCACGAAAGGCAACUGGCCGGAUCAUGUUUACAGCGAAGCCGACUGGAACCCAAUACCUUACGAGGUCGCCGCUGCAAGCGAUGCUUAUGGAGCAGUUUCUUACUCAACUGCCAAGGCGUUGGCUGAGCGCGCAGCAUGGGAUUUUGUCCAGGAGGUGAAGCCGCAGUUCGAUAUCGCCACUAUCAUGCCGCCGAUGAUCUAUGGGCCGAACCUAAACGCCACCGUCGAUCUGGCCAAUUUGAAUACUUCCUCUGCAGACAUCUACCGCCUGAUAUCCCCGCAAUCGAAGUCCAGCGACCUUGUCCCUGAUAUGUUCUGGAAUUACGUGGAUGUUCGUGAUGUUGCUGAAGCCCAUCUCCGUGCCUAUGAAGUCCCUAAGGCUGGUGGAGAGCGAUUCUUCAUCUGCAACCCGGAAACCUUCACCUACAUUGCACGUCCCAUCAAUCGCAGGGCGCAGAAGGUCGCGCUCGUUGUUCUCAACGAAUAA
Messenger RNA from Penicillium expansum, 1458 nucleotides. RefSeq lists its product as uncharacterized. The record is from RefSeq and is a predicted model, not a curated record. The transcript has 3 exons. Bases 1 to 1458 code for a protein of 485 amino acids. NCBI's taxonomy places the organism in Eukaryota, Fungi, Ascomycota, Eurotiomycetes, Eurotiales, Aspergillaceae.